UACAGAGCGGCAACAGGAUCCGCUUCACCACCGCCUUUCUCCCGCGCUCGCUGUCAUCUGUGCACGCGUCUUUGCCGUGUGCAAAGUUGCAGGACUAUUUGUGAGAUAAUACAAGUCCUGUACGACACUUAGCCCUCCGCGUGAACUACAAAGGCGAUCUGGACCGUUGUAAAUCCACCACUAUGUGAAAUACAACAAGAAGAAAACAGAAUGUCUUACAAAGUGUUUGGAAUUUUUUUUCGAGGAUUGUUUUUUUUGCUGACCUCGUUGAUUUAGGGAAAACAUUUAUAUAUAUACAAAUUGCAGCCUGAUAAGGAAAAGCCGCUCGAAUUUCAAACCACAUUGCCAACAUUGGAUGAGACCGCGGCGCCCGGAUCUUGUGCAAUAAGGGAAAUGGUGGUUUCGGACGGAAUACAACAGUUUUGCUUUAAAUGGAGAACUGCUCAGAGGGGAUAAAUUGUGUGCAAAGUUGUGCUGCUUUCUGCUGAGGGAGCUAUCCAUCCGGCUUCCACCGAAUUACCACGAGUCCGAGGAGAGACAUGGGGCCGCUCCGGUGGAUGGGACUCACCGCGCUUCUCCUGUGCACAGUCGUGGACACCAAGGUGAUCCUGGAGGGUUUGCAGAGGCUUGGCCCCACACCAAUAUAUCUACCUGUCAGCUACCGGAUCCUCAAUGCAGAGUCAGCGUUCUUUUUACAGGAAGCAAACCAGGACUUAAUGAGGAACUCCAGCCUCCAGGCUCGCACGGAGUCCUUUUUCAUCCACCAGGCCCGGCAGAUGCCCUUUGUCAAUGCUAGCUAUGGACCACUGUCUGUCCAGCAGCCUGUCCCCCUGGAGCUGCUACAGACUUCGCCAGGGCCCUUUAGCACACCCUCUUUCACUUCAUCCUCAACAACAUCAGCGUCGGCAUCGCCUCUCUUUACAUUCAACUGGAAGGUGCACACUUACAUUAUCAGCGAGAGGAUUCACCCUAGCUGGCCGAAAGUUCAAGUGCUGUUCUAUAUUGCAGGCAGGGACUGGGAUGAUUACAGCACCAUCCACAAGCUACCCUGUAUCAGGAUGUUUGCCUUUCAUGAGACUCAAGAGGUGCGUGGAACAUGCAAGCUAAAAGGCGAUCUGGGGAUAUGUGUUGCCGAGCUGGAGCCCCUGGCCAGCUGGUUCAGCCCACCUACUGUCAGGCCUGGUAGGCAGAAGGUCUCCGAGGAAGCCCAAGGCACUCCGGUGGAGCUCUACUAUAUGGUUCAAACCACAGAUAACGGAGACUGCACUUCAGAGGAUUCGAGAAAGGGCAGCUCUGUCCUCACAGACCAGCCGAGGCCGUUAGGGUACUUUGCAGGGCAUACCCCUAUGCAGCGCAUUGGAAGUGUCAGACUGUUUCAGCCACUGUUGGAGCUGAAACUAGACAAUAACUUUGUGGUGAUGGCACCCUCCAAACCCAUUCGGCAGCGAGAAACAGUCUCAACUUUUCUGGCUCUAUCUGCUCUUUCUUCAGUACAAAUUUUCACCCUCAGGGUCAAGCUGAAAGAUGGAGUGGCGUUCUUGGGAGCUAGAGCCAGUAACCCAGUUAUGUGGACGGUGAGUCAGGAUGUCAGAAGUGAAGGUCACAGAGUUGUCACCCUGCACUGCCACAGGAAGGAGAACAGCUUCAGUCAAAGGUCCGUCUGA
This is a messenger RNA of Neolamprologus brichardi, 1664 nucleotides long. The record is from RefSeq and is a predicted model, not a curated record. NCBI's taxonomy places the organism in Eukaryota, Metazoa, Chordata, Actinopteri, Cichliformes, Cichlidae.